AUGGGCGACCCAUACUCCACCUCCACCUCCUCCCCACCCCCACCAGCGCAGCAGCAGCAGCAGCAGCAGUAUGACUAUGACUAUGACUAUAACUAUAACUACAACUACAACGCCCCGCCGCCUACCUCCUCUUCCUCCUCCGCUUACCACGACCAGUACCCCCAGCACUACGGCCACACCUCGCAAUACGAUGUAUCCCAGAUCCCCCGCUCCCAUCCCGACGACGCUGGCGGAGCUUUAGUCCCAGCCCCAGCCCCAGAUCCGCAGCAGUACCCUGACUACGACCACGACCGUCUAGGCCCGCAAUAUGAGCCUCCGCCGCCGCCUCUGCCCCAGUCCCACGGGUACGGGAUCGGACGGCAGGGGAGUAAUGCGGAGUAUUAG
This is a messenger RNA of Aspergillus japonicus CBS 114.51, 384 nucleotides long. RefSeq lists its product as uncharacterized. The transcript has a single exon. The record is from RefSeq and is a predicted model, not a curated record. NCBI's taxonomy places the organism in Eukaryota, Fungi, Ascomycota, Eurotiomycetes, Eurotiales, Aspergillaceae. Bases 1 to 384 code for a protein of 127 amino acids.